Haemonchus placei is the source of this 321-nucleotide messenger RNA. The record is from the annotation of a GenBank genome assembly. NCBI's taxonomy places the organism in Eukaryota, Metazoa, Nematoda, Chromadorea, Rhabditida, Trichostrongylidae.
AUGACUUCAUUUCGUCGUCUUUACGGUAUUUUCUGCAAACCGAAGCGCAAUGGGGGCGGUAAUCUUCGACUUCUCUCUGAUCUCUUCGACAGCCACAUCUACCUGCCUUCCUACAAUCUUGGGCAGGACGGAUGGACGUGCAUCACGUCGAUGAGGAAUGGUACGGCACUUGGUCCUGGCAGGACUAAAGCAGAACAUCGAAGGAGCCUUCCACCAGUCAUUGUCAGAACCGUGGCUCGACUUUUACCGCGGAACCUGUCGCAAUGCGAAGUGCCCACUUCGUGGAAAACCAGCAACACCGUGUUGCGAAGGGAGGCCUGA